AUGUCCUACCCACAUAAAUCAUUAGCAUCCAAUAACAUGAUAGAACUGGAUGACAAAUUCUCAAGUACUCAUCUUUGGGAAUUAAAUUAUGAUGGUGCUUUAGGAAAUACUUUGCUUCAUCUGGGGGCCAAGAUUUCAGAUUAUGAGUUAGUUACAUUGCUUCUAAAUAGGGGAGCUGAUGUUACCAGCAUGGACACAUGCGGACGAACAGCUCUGCAUAUUGCUUGCGAAAAAGGCUCUUUAGAAAUUAUGAAGUUGUUAGCUGAAAAAUCGCCAGCAUAUAUUCUUGACCUGCCUAGUGAUUUUGGACAUACUCCUUUAAACGAAGCUUGUAGAUGUAACUCUCCAGAAGUUGUUCAACUCCUUUUGUCACAUGGCAGUAGUGUGGAUAUAAACGAUGUUCAACGAUAUGGUCCUCUAUUAAAUGCUGUAUCUAAUGUUGCAGAAUAUGCAACGCCUAUUGCAUCUCUGCUUUUAGACGCUGGUUCAAACCUCCACUAA
Stegodyphus dumicola is the source of this 501-nucleotide messenger RNA. Its product is annotated as B-cell lymphoma 3 protein-like. The record is from RefSeq and is a predicted model, not a curated record. Gene Ontology annotation, cellular component: BRCA1-BARD1 complex; BRCA1-A complex. Gene Ontology annotation, molecular function: protein binding; ubiquitin-protein transferase activity. Lineage: Eukaryota; Metazoa; Arthropoda; Arachnida; Araneae; Eresidae. Gene Ontology annotation, biological process: protein K6-linked ubiquitination.